AUGACACUGACACCUAUAUCCACAGUUGCUGUGUUUGAAUCCUUGUUGUCCUUCAUAGCUGGUUCGAAAUCAAAGUCAAGCAGUUGGUCAUUAGUUUCCAAGCUAGUGCAGCCCAAAAGAGUAUCCUGUGAGGGUGAGGAAACUGCAGAUACGAAUGAACUUGAGAAGGUGGAUGCUGCAUUGAAUGCCCUUAUUACUCACAAGUCUAAGAAAUCUGAUUACGCAAUGCAAGUUGAGAAUGUGCAAAUUUGGCUCCGGGAUUUGGAGAGUGGUAUCAGAGCAUCACAAACACUCAUCUCACCUACUAUAUUCCAACAGGAGGCAAACAUUCAAGAUAUAGAAGAAGAACUUGAGUACCUGUUCAGGCGCUUGAUCAAAGCCAGAGUCUCUCUUCUCAACAUUUUCAACCAUUAGGCAUGAAAAUCAUCCAAUUUUGUAGACAUUGAACA
Molecule: messenger RNA, 449 nt
Organism: Prunus dulcis (almond)
Lineage: Eukaryota; Viridiplantae; Streptophyta; Magnoliopsida; Rosales; Rosaceae
Exons: 3
Coding region: 1-414 (137 amino acids)
Biological process (GO): shoot system development; root development
Source: RefSeq, a predicted model, not a curated record